This is a messenger RNA of Darwinula stevensoni, 357 nucleotides long. The record is from the annotation of a GenBank genome assembly. Lineage: Eukaryota; Metazoa; Arthropoda; Ostracoda; Podocopida; Darwinulidae.
AUGUUGACGGAAACGGCAAGGAAGGCCGGUCAUUUGCGUCGAAACAGUGUCCAGAUUCAAGAAGUGACUGGCCUGCAAGUGAAAAUUAAGAGCGAAGAGGAAGCACAGGUCCAGUCUAACAACCACACCGACGACCACAUGGAUGUGGAUGUGCAAAAUGUCGAAAUUGUGGUGAUCCAACCUAACACCCGCCUCCCAUGUACAGAAGAAAAGACGGGCAAUUUCGAUUCACAAUUCCUAGAAUUAUGCCAAGAAAAUCCGUCCCUGGAAAAUGCUGUAAGUCUUCCUGGAUUUCAACCUCCCUUCGACUGGAUGUUCAGAAAUUCAUUGUUACCGUUGAGUGUGAACCCACCUUAG